Toxorhynchites rutilus septentrionalis is the source of this 1656-nucleotide messenger RNA. RefSeq lists its product as uncharacterized. The record is from RefSeq and is a predicted model, not a curated record. The coding region runs from base 1 to 1656 and encodes 551 amino acids. NCBI's taxonomy places the organism in Eukaryota, Metazoa, Arthropoda, Insecta, Diptera, Culicidae. The transcript is spliced from 2 exons.
AUGAGAAAAUUUUUGCAGAAGAGAACUCGAGUGCUGGAGACGAUCAUGAUCAACCGCCCCAGUCCAUCGUCAUCGAAAACUGGAAGCCAUCAUUCCGGAAUCAAGAAGCAGAAUUUUCCUCGUGUCAGUACGAACGCUAUGACUGAAAAUCCCAGCAAGGAGUUUCCUAUGUGCCCCGCCUGUGAAAAACAGAGACAUUCGCUUAUGGACUGUCUCGUGUUCAACGGAAUGAAUGUUAGAGGUCGUUUAAAGGUCGUGAACGACAAGAAGUUGUGCGGUAACUGCUUCCGUAGCGAUCAUUUUGCACUCGCUUGCCGCUCAAAGUUUUCGUGCAAACAUUGUAGCAAACGACACCACUCGAUGAUACAUCCCGGCCACAUCGAAGUUCAAGCCAACCCUGACCUUCUACCUGGUCCUUCCCGCGUGGUAACUGCCAUUGCCACCACCGAAACUAUGGCUCCCUACUGUAACGCUCACGUUCUCGCAUCCAGCGCAGCUGUGAACGGAACCAGUACGAGCGUACUCCUCUCCACCGUGGUGCUCAUAAUAGUAGACGCGUAUGGACAAGAGCACUUCGCCAGAGCUCGGUUGGACACAGGGUCACAGCCAAACGCGAUCAGUGAACGGUUGUGCCAGCAGUUGCAUCUUACCCGCACGACAGUCAACGUUCCCAUUUCGGGAGUAGAUGGAUCUCUUACGAAUGCUAAGCACCAGGUGACUACUGAGCUCCGAUCCAGGGCCAUUUCUACACCUUGUUGCGUGACGGACGGAUCAAAUUGUUUCACAAUCUUCCAACUUGUGGAAACCGUAUUCGGUUGGAUCGUGGCUGGCCGUAUGGAAAGCAACGAUUUAGGUGAAAAGGUAGCUUGUCACGUAGCCCAAAUCCCGUCAAUUGAUGAUCAGCUAGAACGGUUUUGGAAUCUUGAGGAGGUGAGCGGAACAAACUAUUCAGUAGACGAGCAGCAAUGUGAGGACUUCUAUCGUCGAACCGUUUCUCGAAACAACUCUGGCCGAUAUAUCGUUCGCAUGCCCAGGCACCCACAAUUCGAACAGAUGUUUGGAAGCUCGAAGGAGACAACUCUUCAACGAUUCCGUCGGCUGGAACGAAUGCUGGAAAGGAAGCCAGAACUGAAACCGCAGUACCAUGAUUUCAUCAGAGAGUAUAUUGCUCUUGGACACAUGACAGAAGUACCCGAUGGCGAUGUUGAUCGCCCAGAUGCCUGCUAUCUUCCUCAUCAUCUCGUGGUGAAGGAGAGCAGUUCGACGACUAAAGUUCGUGUCGUUUUUGACGGCUCAGCAAAGACGAGUUCCGGUCAUUCAUUAAACGAAGCCCUCCUCGUUGGACCGGUCGUUCAGGACGAAUUGAUCACGAACGUUUUGCGUUUUCGACAGUUCCCAAUUGCGCUCGUAGCGGACAUCGAGAAAAUGUACCGCCAGGUAUCACUACAUCCCGACGAUCGACCGCUCCAGAGAAUUUUCUGGAGAUUUAACAGUAUCGAGCCCAUCAAAGCCUACGAACUCUCCACGAUUACAUAUGGCCUUGCCCCGUCCUCGUUUUUGGCAACACGGACGCUGCAGCAGGUGGUAGAAGAUGAAGGUUCCAAUUUUCCGGAAGCCAGCCGAGUCGUGAAGAAAGACGUGUACGUGGACGAUUAG